AUGAUUCAAGAAGGAGGUUCAGUAGCAUUUGGAGAUACCAUAAAAGAUCAGAUGUAUAAAUAUCCAGAAAGAGUAAUUUUCGGAGUUAAACAUUUGAUCGGUCAUAAAUAUCACGAUUGUUCAGUUCAGGAACUGUUGGAGAAUGUUGGUUUCAAAAUUCAACCUGACGUAAAUGAUAAUCCAUUAAUCGUAGUUGACGGCAAGAAAUACAUGCCCGAAGAAAUCCUCGGUUUCUUGUUAGAACAUGUAAAGUAUACAUACAAGAACUAUACAUGCCAAGAAGCAACAGACUGCGUCAUUACAGUUCCAGCUUACUUCAACGAUGCACAAAACAGCUGCAAGAAUCGCCAACUUAAAUAUCCGCAAGUUCCUCAGCGAACCAACAGCUGCCGUCAUCGCCUACAACAACAUCUAACCAAAGGAUAA
Molecule: messenger RNA, 426 nt
Organism: Trichomonas vaginalis G3
Lineage: Eukaryota; Parabasalia; Trichomonadida; Trichomonadidae
Product: unfolded protein binding
Exons: 1
Coding region: 1-426 (141 amino acids)
Molecular function (GO): ATP binding; ATP-dependent protein folding chaperone
Source: RefSeq, a predicted model, not a curated record